Messenger RNA from Magallana angulata, 1663 nucleotides. RefSeq lists its product as uncharacterized. NCBI's taxonomy places the organism in Eukaryota, Metazoa, Mollusca, Bivalvia, Ostreida, Ostreidae. Bases 127 to 576 code for a protein of 149 amino acids. The record is from RefSeq and is a predicted model, not a curated record. The transcript has 3 exons.
AAAACCCGUCGAGAAACUUGAUACCUUCAAACAGAGUUUAAAAUCAUGUCUUGCACUUGAAAAAAUGUGGAUUCAUUACGUAGCGACGCGCAAUAUUGACGGUAUGUGAAAGAGACAGUCCCAGAUAUGGGGAGUGAGGAAAUACUGUUAACUACAGGUGUUCCAGAUGAAUUCGGGAAAGCUCUUCGAAAUGAAAACGGAUUGUAUAAGGUAAAUAAUUACGAACCGACCAAUAAGAACGCUCCUUACAAAGCGAAGAAAUGCUCCACACCCAAACCUUACAAAGGCCAUACAUACAAGCACACCAUCAUCCACAACCGCCAGUACAAGGAGUAUGAACCACGCACGUACGACCGGGUCUACGUCAUGAGCAAAUUACAUCAUGACAAACCCAAACAGGAGAAGGAGCAGAAACCACCGGAGGAACCAAAGAAAACCAAAACCCCCGAACCGUCGGCUCGGCCAGUGACGCCCUCCCUUCCAUACAGCGCGGUGGGAACCGUCAAAAGGUCUCUCCUACUGACAGAAAAAGUCCGCUCAGCAACACCGGAACAGAGCUACUCCGUCUUCAGCUGAACAAUGAUGACGAUCAUUCCUAACAAAAUGGCGUCAGAGUGAGUGUGAUGUCACGUGUCCACUUCAAAGUGUUGCAAGCGUGCAUAACAUGAGGAAGCACAGUCAUCCCAACAAACUUCAUGCCUUUACUUUAUGAAGGUCAAUCCAGUUUUUAAAAAUAUGUACAAUUUUGUGAUUGCGUUUUGAAAAUAGCCAACUCGUAUUCUAUUUCAUAGACUUACAUCAAUAAUUCUUUAAAAACUGUAUUGCUCUGCUUUUGAGCAGAUAUGUGUGUGUGUAUUGACCCCUAGUCUAAAAUAUUUGCAUUGUAUAAACUUUAUUAAUUUUAAAUAUAUAAUUGGAUUCUACAAUGCCAUAUAAACUAUAAUAUUCGAUCGAAUAAUAAGCUUGGAUAAAUUUCAUAAAUAAGAAAUAUAAAUAAGUAGUUAUUUGGCGGAUGCUUUCAAAAGCUAGUCAAUAAUCAUUAUACUUAUUUCAAUAAAUUAAUGUACCCUGGCAUAAGUUUGGAUUCUUAGUUUUUAGAGCAGGCUGAUGUCCAGCUAUUUUGUAGAUUGUGAUUUCAUUUAUCUAUAAAAUGCAGAUCUUCACAACUUUUGUGAGUUUAAAAGGCUAAAAUUAAGUUGUUAUAUGGCUUAACUAGAAAUUUACAUCAUUGACCAAUGUGUUCUAAAUUUUAUUUUCUGCAUACUUUGUAAAAGAUAUUUUUAAAAAAAAUGUCGUAUUUACAGUAAAAUCAGUAGAGUAUUUCCAUGAUUUUAUUGCUUGGUGUAUCUAGAAAACCUACAUUUCUAGAGUUCAGAAAGGUCACCUAUAUUUAAUUAACUUUUUGUAGUUAUUUGGAAAUUUUUGUCAUCAUUUUAAAGUUUUAAAUAUAUAGGAAUAAGUAUGUAAUUCGUAUCCUGAAUGAUUUAGAUAUAAAAAAGUGGUUUAUUAGUAAAUUGCAAUUUCAGUGCAGGAAGGUCACGCGUUCGUCUUGUUUUCAUCUCAAAGUCACGAUUAAAGUUUGACAUUCUUUAUACAUUGCAUAAUAAAGAACACCGUCAUGUUUUUGAAACAAUAUAUACAAUUUAGCAAUAAAACAAUGGCA